AUCUACAUGGUUUUUUGUGCCAUUGUUCGUUUCGUGCUUGCAGUAAUAGAGAAUUGGCAAAAACAUAACAAGAGUGAAAUAUAUUUGCAUUUUAUUUUCGGGAAAAGCUGAUUUAAAAUUAAAAAAAAGUCUGGAAAACAAAUUUAUAAAAAAACGCGUUUUACAUUACGCAUUUGAAGGCGGCAUGAGAAGGAACAGGAAAUGAGAGCUUUAUUUUGGACAGAAAUUUUUGCUCCAAGCUGACGGUGAGUUAAGAUCUAACGCUCAAAAUGUUCUGUCUACCUUGUCACCAACCCUAACACUACUACAUGAUAAAGACUAAUGGUGCGGCCCGUAGCUUUUCCUCCAUCCUGCUGUCCUGGCUGCCAGAUCUUCUCCCCUUACCUUCCCCUGAGCCGGCGUCUAAUUUCCACCAUGGACAACCUAGAGGAGGACCUGACGUGCUCCGUGUGCUACUCUCUGUUCUCUGACCCCCGAGUCCUGCCGUGCUCACACACCUUUUGUAAGAGCUGCCUGGACAACUUGCUCCAGGUGACAGCCAACUAUUCCAUCUGGCGGCCGCUCCGACUCCCACUAAAAUGCCCCAACUGCCGUGGCGUGGUGGAGCUGCCACCGAUGGGUGUAGAAGCUCUGCCCACCAAUGUGUCACUGCGGGCCAUCAUUGAAAAAUACCAGAGCGACAGCUCGCCACGACACCCCUUCUGUGAGGAGCACCACAGACAACCUCUGAACAUGUACUGCAUCCAGGACCGGCAGCUGAUCUGUGGGCUGUGUCUGACUGUCGGGCAGCACCAGGGCCAUCCCAUAGACGACCUGCAGGCGGCUUUCAUCAGAGAAAAAGAGACGCCAUCUUUACUGCUAGCCAGACUCUCUGAGCAGAGAUGGGCACAGGUGUGUGAGCUGGGGGAGCAACUGGAGCAGGAGAAGGCUCGCUGUGAGGGUCUGGUGAGGCAGGACCGCCAGGAGGUCAAUGAGUAUUUUCAGACGCUGGAGCUGGUGCUGGCCAGGAAGAGACAGGCCUACCUGGAGGCCCUGGAUAAAGCUGCUGCAGAGGUGUCGCGCACCUACGACCCGCUCAUCCUCAAAGUGAAAGAGCUGCAGGAGGAACAGCUGGACCUGGUGUCUGUGGGUUCAUCUGUAGAGGAGGAGGCCUCCCCGCUGGUCUUCCUGGAGCAGGUGCAUCUGUUCAGAGGGAGGGUGGAGGAGUUCAUCAAAAUCCCUCUGCCCUUGGCGAUAAACCUCUCCGUCACCCCGAGAGCAGCAGAGCACCUUCAGCAGAACUGGCCCGCCGUGACUAUCGGGAGCCUCGAGGAAGCUCCCGUCCCGAAGGUGUGCUGCUGCGCCAGAUGUGGCGGCGUGGAGGCCAGCCUGGAAUCUGAAGCUGGUGGGGAUCAGCCCGAGCUCCACGGGCAGAACUUGUGGUGUGAGCUGCAGACGGCUUCUUCUGUGGUGCUGCUGGGGCUGCUGCUGCUGCUGGCGGCGCUGUGGGUUAACCCGGUGGGAGGGGCGUCGCUCGGAUUCUCGCUUCUCUCCCAGUUCAGUCAGUUGGUCCACGGACUGAGCAGUGAACUAAUCACAUCUGUAUGGGACUCGGCGGGAUCGGUGUACACAGUGAUGGAGGCUGCUGUGGAGAGAUGGAGCUCUCAACUCUCCUCUGUGGGCAAUGAGGCCUGCCAGCAACUCACUGCCUUAUUCAAGACUCUGACAUCCCAAUGAAAAACACAGACUCUCACUUGCCAAUCCUGUGUAGUAAUCCAACUGAAAAACCUUUCAAACAUCAGCUUUUCUCCCGACAAAGGCAAUCAGUAAACUCAAAGCAGGGAAAAUUGAUACUACAAAAAUAAUCAUUGAGUAUAUACAUAUUCAUUUAAAUAUAACACAUGACCUUAACCCCAUUUAACGACCUUCAAGAUUCCCCGUUGUCUUAUGCAGACCUGGGGAAAAUCCUGAGUUACGACUCGCCUAUUUCAGAUCAACUUCUUCAAAGUUCAAAGUGUGACCUUUUAAAUCUUUGUAUGGAUUGAAUUGUGUAAGUGUCAGGCUCCUCUUUGGGGUGUGUUUUUCUAGCUAAGGUUCAAACUGCCUCGCUAUUAGGCAUUCAUCAUACCCAACACUAAUCAAACAUUUUUAACAUGAAGCUUGGCAUAAAGGAACGGAAGUAUUGGGACAUCUCAGCAGCUCUCCCGGUGUCAGAACUCCGGACCUCAGUACAGCUGCACAUAUAUCUCCUUACACCAGACGGUUCACAGGGACGGAGCUGUAUCCGGACUGCAGAGCCCGCUGAUUGGGAACACACAGUGGACUUGAGAUCACGAGUGCCUUUAACCAUCACGCUCUUACCUUGCCCCACCUAAUAGCCUUUGUGCUGGAUUGUAAUUUCAUCAGGACCAAUCGCUCCACCCUCUUCUUUGACUAAAGAUAUAUGUAUUGUAUCAAAACUAUUGUAGCCUUUGUUAAAGCUUUACAGGUGCAAUUUUGCAUCAAACAAAUGUUACGGUUUUUUGCUCAGGCAGAUCUGACCAGACCGAUCCUUACUGAAACACCAGGGAGCAUCAGUCAGAUAUCAGUAUGCCAUGCUGCAUUCCUAAAUAUCAUAUUCUCAUGUUUUGUUACUGUAUGUUACAAACAUUUUGGUUCAUGUCAGGUGUUUUCCAAACCUGGACUUUUUCCUUAACUUUUUGGUUAUUGUAUUUUUAAAACAAUAAAAGUUUGAAUUUA
This is a messenger RNA of Eleginops maclovinus (Patagonian blennie), 2718 nucleotides long. RefSeq names its product tripartite motif containing 59 (gene trim59). The transcript has 5 exons. Lineage: Eukaryota; Metazoa; Chordata; Actinopteri; Perciformes; Eleginopidae. The coding region runs from base 322 to 1716 and encodes 464 amino acids. Gene Ontology annotation, biological process: protein monoubiquitination. Gene Ontology annotation, molecular function: zinc ion binding; ubiquitin protein ligase activity. The record is from RefSeq and is a predicted model, not a curated record.